This is a messenger RNA of Lolium rigidum, 1628 nucleotides long. RefSeq names its product protein trichome birefringence-like 34. The record is from RefSeq and is a predicted model, not a curated record. Bases 100 to 1572 code for a protein of 490 amino acids. Gene Ontology annotation, cellular component: Golgi apparatus. Gene Ontology annotation, molecular function: O-acetyltransferase activity. The transcript is spliced from 5 exons. NCBI's taxonomy places the organism in Eukaryota, Viridiplantae, Streptophyta, Magnoliopsida, Poales, Poaceae.
UCAUUCAGUAGCACCAAUAAAAGGGGCCUUCCCGCUGCACAUUCUUUUCUUAUUAUCCGAGUUCGGAGACGCGGUUGCAGGGAAGAAGGAAGGCGAUAGAUGACGAUGAAGGUUAGCCCGCGGGUCAGCGUUCACGUUUGCUUGUGCAACACUAGACAUGGGAAGGAGGGCUGCCCGCAGUACAUUAAAAGAGAGGGCCUCACUCACCUCAGCACCACCGCCGCUGCCUAUCCUCCACACAAAAUGAAGCCGGAGCAGCAAGGCGCCCACGCCAAGAUGUCGACGUCCUUCUCCCCGCUGGUCGGGCUGCGGGCCGUCGUGAGCUUCCUCUUCGGCCUCUUCAUCCUCGCCAGCACCGCCUCCCUGUUGAUGGACCGCGGCAGGGAGUCGCAGGUGCAGCUGGCGGUUGAGCACCGGCACCUGGAAGUGAGGAUCGCAGCGGCCGGGAACCAGGAGUCGCAGGUGCGGUGGACGGGCGAGCUCAUGGGCGAGGCAGCAAGCGGCUCCGGCGAGAAGGAGUGCGACCUGUCCGUGGGGCGGUGGGUGUAUGACAACACCUCCCAGCCGCUCUACUCCGGGCGCAACUGCUCCUUCAUCCUGGACGAGGUGGCCUGCGAGAAGUAUGGCCAGAAUGACACCAAGUACCAGCAUUGGAGAUGGCAGCCCGACGGAUGCGAUCUUCAAAGAUUCAACGCCACAAAACUGCUUGAAAAGCUCAGGAACAAGAGGAUGGUCUUCGUCGGUGACUCAAUCAACAGGAAUCAAUGGUCCUCCCUGGUGUGCAUGGUGGAGUCUUCCAUUCCUGAAGGCCUGAAGAUGCGCGAAUACAAUGGCUCGCUUAUAUCCUUCAAGGCAUUCGAAUACAAUGCAACGAUCGACUUCUACUGGUCGCCGCUGAUACUGGAAUCAAACAGCGACAACCCAAUAAUCCAUCGGGUGGAGUACCGGAUCAUAAGGGCAGAAAAGAUUGAGAAGCAUGCUAGUGCCUGGAGCAAUGCCGACAUUCUUGUUUUCAACUCUUACCUGUGGUGGAGGAAGCAAAGGGAGGAUAUGAGGAUGAAAGUCAUGUAUGGCACAUUUGAGGACGGUGAUGCAAAGCUGGACGAAGUGGAGAUGGUUGAAGGUUUCGAGAUCGCUCUGAAGAAACUAACUGGAUGGCUGGAAGCGAACAUCGCCAACAAGACUAAAAUAUAUUUCGCAGGAUCGUCGCCUACCCAUACCUGGGCAAGCGACUGGGGUGGAGACGACAGUAACAAGUGCCUGAACGAGACGGAACCGAUCCCGGAUGCUGGGUACAAAGGCGCGACCACGGACUACAGCAUGAUGGACAAGGCUGGCAAGAUCUUCAGACCACUGGAGAAGAAAGGCAUCCACGUCCAGAUACUCAACUUCACCCAGCUCUCUGACAACCGCAUCGACGCACACCCGACCAUCUUCCGGCGGCAGUUCGCACCCCUCACGGCCGAGCAGAUCGCCAACCCCAGCAGCUACGCUGACUGCACGCAUUGGUGCCUCCCAGGCGUUCCUGACGUGUGGAAUCUGUUCCUGUACUCGUACCUCGUGCAAAAAUGAUGAUCCACUGUAGAUAUAUAUACGUACAUAACAUGUGUUGUUCAUUUGAUGGUUUC